AAGGCUAAUCACAUGGUGUGGGAGGGGAGUGAAUGGAAUCUCAUGGAGUGACUUGCGGUUUUCAAGAUCUCCUGGAAAGCAGUGGCAAAAUAUUGAGGCUGUUACCCCUUUUCUGAUGGAGAAGAGAAUUUAUUUAGUUACCAGAAAGCUGACUCUGAAUUUUAAUCUAGCCAAGUUUCUUUGUCUAGAAGACCACCUAGAUCAGAUGUGUCAUCUCUGAGAGUCUUCCUUUUGGAAGAAGACAACUAGGAAGGCUUGAUGGUAGAAAGAAGGAGGAAUACAAAGGAGAGAAAAUAUGAAGAUUAUGAAACUAAGCAGAAAUUAAAACUGAGAGCUGGGAUGACAAGUCAUAGAAAAUAAAAACCAAAAGGAGAGAAAGAGAGACGGGAACACUGAUAUUUUUCUUUCAUCAUCAUCAUCUUCUUCUUUCUUUCUUAUCUUCCCUGAGGAAAAUCUCUCUCCUUAAAUCCUCCAGGCCAAACGAUCAGACAUGCUUCAGAUGAUGGGAAGAAAGCCUGGGGUCUCUGGUGCAUGAAUGAUCCUGGAGAAGUGGUCGAGCCUGAUGGGAACUCUGGUAGUGACAGCCUUGAUCCUGGUGUGUAUCAUUCAGAUUCCGAGGGCAAGAUGUGAGGAGAACUGUGUCAGUCCUGAACAUUGUCUGACUACAGAUUGGGUACACCUCUGGUAUAUAUGGUUGCUGGUGGUAAUUGGCGCGCUACUUCUACUAUGUGGCCUGGUUUCUGUCUGCUUCCGCUGCUGCUGUCUGAGUCGCCAACAAAAUGAGGAAAAUGAGGGUCAGCCACCCUAUGAGGUGACAGUGAUCUCUUUUGAUCAUGACAGCACUCUCCAGGGCACCAUCACCUCUCUGCAGUCUGUGUUUGGCCCUGCAGCUCGAAGAAUCCUGGCAGUGGCUCAUUCCCACAGCUCCCUGGGCCAGUUGCCCUCCUCAUUGGACACACUCCCAGGCUACGAAGAAGCUCUGCACAUGAGUCGAUUCACCGUUGCCAGAUGUGGACAGAAAGCACCUGAUCUACCCCCAGUGCCAGAAGAAAAGCAGCUGCCUCCAAUGGAGAAGGAGUCUCCUAGAAUGGAACAUUCCUCACGUUGAUGAGGGCUCUGCCUUUAUAAUUGGAGUAGGAAUCUCUCCCUGGAGUACAAAGAGACUCCCAGACAAAUGGGGCUUUACUUUUCAAACUUUCAGAAGAUUUACGAUAAUGCCAUCUAAGUAUUAUUCAGUGAGAAAGAUGGGCCCCAAAUCUUCACUUCCAGAUUAUAUAUUUCAAUAUGGAAUACUCUAGUUGGGAGCUCUUAUUUGUCUAAUCACUUUGGCUCAUAAGAAGGUUUUAUGCACCCAUA
Molecule: messenger RNA, 1356 nt
Organism: Erinaceus europaeus (western European hedgehog)
Lineage: Eukaryota; Metazoa; Chordata; Mammalia; Eulipotyphla; Erinaceidae
Gene: TMEM52B
Product: transmembrane protein 52B
Exons: 5
Coding region: 536-1108 (190 amino acids)
Source: RefSeq, a predicted model, not a curated record